Messenger RNA from Bubalus bubalis (water buffalo), 13045 nucleotides. RefSeq names its product ATP-binding cassette sub-family A member 17. The transcript has 30 exons. Gene Ontology annotation, biological process: transmembrane transport; lipid transport. Gene Ontology annotation, cellular component: membrane; intracellular membrane-bounded organelle. NCBI's taxonomy places the organism in Eukaryota, Metazoa, Chordata, Mammalia, Artiodactyla, Bovidae. Bases 5354 to 10687 code for a protein of 1777 amino acids. Gene Ontology annotation, molecular function: ATP binding; ATP hydrolysis activity; ABC-type transporter activity. The record is from RefSeq and is a predicted model, not a curated record.
AUCUACCAACCACAAACUCCCAGUCCAUCCUUUUCCCUCUCCCCUCCUCCUUGGCAGCAAGUCUGUUCUCUAUGUCUAUGAGUCUGUUUCUGUUUUGUUAUAUUUUCUGUUCUAAUUAUGCCAUGGGCUAUGGAUCAAAUUGUGUUCCCCUAAAAUUCAUGUGUUGAAGCACUCAGUCCCAGUGUGACUCACCUGGAGACAGAAGCUUCAGGUAAUGGAGGUUAAAUGAGGCUGUAGGAGUAGCACCCUGCUCUGACAGACUGGUCCUGUGAGAAGAGGGAAGGAGAGGGAGGUCUCUCUCCGUCGUGUGAGGGUGCAGCGAGAAGGUGGCCGUCUGUGAGCCAAGAGGUAAGCCCUCAAUGGGGGGACUGGGCUGUGCUGACACCCUGAUCUCAGACCGCUAGCCCCCAGAACUGUAUGAAAAUAAAUUUCUGUUGUUCAAGAAGACAUGGAGCCUGUGCUGUUUGUUAUGGCACCCAAGAACAUCAGCUCAUGAUUCUGUGCUCAGGGACAUUAAUUAUCUGCAUCUUUCUUACCUUUUAUGUCUAUAAUCUUGUCUCUUUCUUUUGUCUCUAUUCUUCUUCUCAUAUAUUUUCUCACGUUUGUUAUAAAUAAGAAAAUAUAUUUUCUCAUAUGUAUCUUGCAGAUCCCAGAUUUCAGCUAGUACAUAGAACUCUCCCCCCACCCUUUUAAAGAUUGCAUAUCAUUUCAUUGUUUAGGUAAACACCAGUUUAUAUCCCCUACUGAUGGGCUGUUUACAGUUCUUUGCUGUUAGGAACACUGCUGCAGUGAAUAACCUAGUACAUACGUCAUUUCAUGUUUGUGCAGUUGUGUCUGUAGAAUAGAUUCCUAGAAGUGGGAUUGGUGGGUCAAAGGACUAGCAAUGUAUUCGUGUAGAAAUUCUGAAUAGUUGUUGUGUUGCUUAUUUUCAGCACUUUUUUCUUUGUCUCAGCCAUCUGUUUCCCCAAAUAUAGCAUAAACGGAGUUUCCUUAAUCCCUUCCCUGCUUUGCUGGGACCUGUUUGAAUCCUAGAGUCCUCAUAAUCGGGCAUGAGGCUGAUAAUUCACAUUUUGUGUUCUGUUGUGAUGCUGUGAGCCUGCGGAAGUGACUGAGGCCUUCAUCCUGACUCCACUGAGGCCUGGCUUCUCUCUCCUCAGGCCUGCUUCCUUUACUCUCCAAAGCACUGAUUUCGAGAGUGCUUUUCAAUAAACUUCUUGUGCAAAGAUCCCCAUCUCAGUGUCAGCUGUGUGGUUUUAAAAUGCACUUCCCUGAUGACCAGAUAGGUUGAGCACUUUUUCAUGCUUACUGGCCAUUUGGUAUCUCAUUUGGAAAUCAUCUGUUCAGAUUUCUUGCCUGUUUUUCUGUUGGGAUAUCUGUCUUUUUCUUAGUGACUUGUAGGAACUCUUUAAAUAUUCUGUAUACCAGUUGUUUGGAAAAGAUUGAAGGUGGGAAGAGGAGGGGACAAUAGAGGACGAGAUGGUUGGAUGGCAUCACUGACUCAAUGGACAUGAGUUUGAGCAAUUCUAGGAGAUGGUGAAGGACAGGGAAGCCUGGCGUGCAGCCCAUGGGGUCGCGAAGAGUCGGACAUGACUGAGCGGCUGAACAACAACAACAGCAGCAACAACAAAUGCAUUAUAGAUAACGUCUUUUGCAGAAUAGAAAUUCUUAAUUUUGAUAAAAUUCCAUUUAUCAUUUUUCUUUGUAUUUAGUGGUUUGGAGUCAUAUUUAAGAAAUGCUUGCCUACUGUAGGGUCAUGACUAUGUUUUGCUUUCCCCCUAAAAGCUUCAUUGUUUUAUCUUUCACAUUUUGAUCUGUAUGUCAUCUGAAGUUGCUAUUUUGUAUAUGGUGGAGGCCCAGUUGACUCUGAGCAGUUUUUUGAACCCUGUGUCCUGUUGUGUCAGCUUUGUUAUAAACAAGGGCCUGUAUACCUGUGAGGCCUUUCUAGACUUGUGUUUGUUUACCCUUAAGUGCAUCUCUGUUGAUUCUCACUUUCUACUUGUGCUAUAAUGUUUUCCUUCGUACAUAUUAUUUUUCUUCACUAGGAUUUUUUUCUUCACUAGGUUCCAUGAAGAUGAGCUCCACUACUGAUCAGUCUUUUUAUGGUAUCAUUUUGCCCAGAGACAGUGCCUUAAACACAUGAUUGCUGGUUGUACGUGCCCUCCUGCGUGCUCACUCAGUCGUGUCCAACUCUUUGUGACCCUUUUGGACUGUAGCCCACCAGGCUUCUGUGUCCAUGGGAUUUCUCAGGCAGGAAUACUAGAGUGGGUAGCCAUUCCUCCUCCAGGGGAUCUUCCCGAUCCAGGGUUCGAACCCACAUCUCCUGGGACUCCUGCAUUGCAGGCAGAUUCUUUACCACUGAGACAUCAGGGAAACCCUGUUGUAUAUUACAAGCAUCUAAAUAAAAGCUCUUUUAUUUUUAUAAAAUUUUGGCCAUUUCUGGCAGCAUGCGAAACUUACCAGUCAAGGAAUUGAACCUGUGCUCCCUGUAUUGGGAGCUUGGAGUCUUAACCACUGGACCAUCAGGGAAGUCCAGAUGUUCUUUUAAAAGAACAUCUGUAUUAAUCACAAAUUUUAAAAGAUAUGAAAACCUCCAUCUGCUCUUACUAUUUUGCUGUCCCAUUCCAUUGAACUGGAACUGUGAUCAGAGAAAACCAUGUAUUCUCAUUAUCUCUGGCUGUUACUUUUUGUGUUGGGCCAGUAAUGAGCCAAAAUAUUUCCUUUUUUCAGUGGUGAGGGUUUAGGUUGGCAAAUUCUAAUGGAAUUUUUAAAGAAUUAAAUGCAGAAUGUUUGGUAGAUGGAUAUUGUUCCCAGCUCUUCACUCUUUCCUUGAAUGAGAUUUCACAUGCAUGCCCUUCACCAUGUGAUGCUGCAACGCUCUCACCAGAGGAGUUUGUUUCUUCCCCUGUUGCACUGACACUGGGCUUGGGAUGGGGUUUGCUUUGGCUGGUAGGAUGCUUAGCAAGUGUUGUGAGCACAGGCUUUCCAUGUACCUGUGUGGUUUGUCUUGGCCUCUUGCCACUAGAACAACAUGCUCCAGUGGGUGACUAGUUGAGGAGACACAGAACAGGCCGGUAUUAUUUCAGGCUGCCGUAACAAAAUACCAUAGACAGGGGGACUUAAAGAACAGAAAUUUAUUUUCUCACAGUUCUGGGGGCUGGGAGUCUGAGACCAAGGUGUCAGCAGGUUUAGUUUCCUCUGAAACCUUUCUCGUCGACUUGCACAUGGCUGUCUUCUAGCUGUGUCCUCGCGUGGUCUUUCCUCUGUGCUCUGCAUCCCUGAUGCCUCUUUGGGUAUCCAGACUUUGUCCUCUUCUAAGCACACUAGUCGGAUUGGAUUAGGGCCCACGCUAACAACCUCAUUGUAAUUGACUCACCUCUUUAAAGGUCCAAACUCCCAAGGCAGUCACAUUCUGGGAUACUGUGGUUAGGACUUCAACAUGUGAAUUUGAGGGGACACCAUACAGCCCAUGACAGACCUGUAGACAGGUCCAGCCAGUCCCAAGAGGCCAGGACAGCCACAAAUCUCCAGCAGACCCAUAGGCAGGAAGUAAAUGAUGCCUGUUGCUCUUGGUCAGUGAGUUCUGGUGUGGAGUUUGUCAUGUAAGGUUAUGGCAGCAGCAGCUGACUAAGUAAAUGCAUCACUUCAUUCACUGUUAUUUUUCAUCAAGGGGAGAUUCACAUAGCACAUAAUUAGCCAUUUAAAAUUGUACAAUUCAGUGAUAUUUCAUGUACUAGUCAUAAUGCUCUUUCUUUAAUUUCUCUUCCUUUUUUUGGCCAUGUGGUGAAGCAGUGUGGGAUCUUAGUUCUCUGAUCAGGGAUUGAACCUGCGCCCCCUACAUUGGGAGCAGAGUCAUAACCACUGGACCACUAGGGGAGUCCCCAGUUUCUUUAACUUCUAAUGUGCAACAUCAGAGGUACUUUAACUGAAGGAAAAAUAUACAUUUUCUUUCCUCAAUGGAAAAAUAUUUUUCUGAAAAAGAAAGCUUCAUUGUGGUAGUAUCUAAAAGCUAAAGCGUAUGUUACACUUGGGAAACACAGACUGAAAAGAGAGGGAACUUGGUGCUGUCCAGGGUUUUAGUCUCCUCACAAUUAUGUCUGUUCCAACCACAUUCCUACAAAAAUUGCUGGCCCUUUAAUUUAUUUAUUUAUUCAUUCAGUAUUUGCUGACUGACUACUGCAUGCUGGCCCUACUCUUGUGUCUGGGGAUUCAGUGGUAAAAAAAAAAGACAAAAAAAUGUUGCCUUCUUGAAGCAUGUGAAUUCUAGUAGGGAAAUUGUAUUAAAUCAGAUAAAUAUCAAGUUAAAUAGUUUAAAGGUGCCAAGAAGCAAAAUUGACAGGGAGGAUUGAUACAAAAUGUUCAGUGUUUUGAAAUUUUAUAUAGGAUGAUCAAGAAAGGCUGAGAAAGUGACUUUUAAAUAAAGAUCUGAAAAAAGUAGAAGAGCUGGCCAUGUCAACAUGAGAGGGAAGUGUGUGCUGGGCAGAGGAGACAGCAGGGGCAAAGGUGUGGGGCCGACAUGUGGCUCCUCUGCUCAAGCCUGUGACUCGGGAGGGCAGAAGGAGGGGCGGUAGAGUAGGGGACGGGUGAGCGGAGAUGAGCGAGCUAACAGGCUGCGUCCCAUGGGAUGCUCAUUGUCAUCAGCAAGGCCAGGCUCUUCCCUGCGGUGAAACAGGAGCCAUGGGAGAGUUUUGAGUGAAGGAGUGGAUGUGGCCCGACAGGAUCGCUCCUGCUGCUGCAGGGAGGAUGGUCUGCAGGUUGGCAGGAGCAGUGAUACCACUAAAGAGGCCCUUGCAGGUGUUCAGGUGAGAGAUGAGGCGAUGUUGGUGCCAAGAGAAGCGGUGGUGAAAAAGGAUUGAAUUCUGGUCUAUUUCAGAAGUAGAAUCAGUAACCCUGUGUAACUGGAAGAAUGAACUGACAUUGUCUGAGGAGAGGAAGACUGUAAGAAUGAUCUGUUUUAGGAGAAAUAUAUGAGUAGACUCGUUUGGGCAGGUUGAGUGGAGAUGACAAGCAGGCAGUUGAACAUUUGGGUCUAGAAGCAACUCAAGGCUGGAAAUGUAAAUUUAAAAAGUCAUCAUGUAGAUGGAUUUAAACCCAAAAUAGUGAGUGAGAGCACCUACAGAGUGGCGCCGCUCUGAGUCCACAGGUGGGGCCUGGAGCACUUUAAUACUCAGAGGGCGGGGAGGGGAGGGGCCAGCACCGCUGGACCAGAAGGAGGAAAAGUGGUCCAGGCGGGGCUCCGAAAGCCUGGGAGCAGAGAGCGUCCCCAGGCCCAAAAAGCCACUCAGCAUUUUAACGUUAAUAACAUCUCCCCAUUUGUCUCCCAGCUAGCGGCGAUCGCUCCUCUUCAGCUAGAAAAAUGGCGAUGUUCAGGAACUUAAAACUUCUUCUCUGGAAGAAUUUCAUUUUAAAGAAACGAAAGACUCUGGUAACAGUCCUUGAAAUCUUGAUGCCAUUACUGUUUUGUGCAGUUAUAAUAUAUCUUCGUUUUGGUAGUUUGCCAAGAAAGAGACCUCCCAUAGACUACAAUGUAAUUGACAUCACUUCUCUGCCAGAAUUCUUCAAUCAAUUUCCUCUGAAAAAUAAAUUUCAAUUAGUUUAUAUCCCUUCCAAAAGUGAAACUUUGAAGAAUAUCACUGAAAUGGUGAAAGACUUCUUUACUGUUGAGUUUGAAGUUCUAGGCUACCCUUCAGUACCUGUGUUUGAAAAGUACAUAAUUCAAGAUCCCAAAGCUUUUUAUGUAUUGACUGGGAUUGUUUUUGAUCAUAACUUCAAUGACAACACGGAACCCUUGCCACUUGAGGUUAAGUACUACUUGCGCUUCAGUUUCUUUCAGAGGAAUUAUUUAUCCUUGAGGUUAAUCCUCCAACAAGAUGACAUGCAAGGCUGGCUCACAUCCUUUCUUUAUCCUCCUAACCUAAGCCAAGAGCCCCGAGACUAUGGAGUUUCUGAAGGGGGAGCUCCAGGAUACUACCAAGAAGGCUUUCUGGCCAUACAGCAUGCGACAGAUAGAGCCAUCAUGUGGCACCACGCUCCCACUGAGACGACCGGGCUGUUUCAGAGCCUCAGUGUGCUUCUGAAGAGAUUCCCACAUGGUGCAUAUGUGCGGGACAUCUUCUUCCUGGUCCUUCAGAAUGAGUUCCCUGUUUUCCUUAUGCUCAGCUUCAUCUGCAUUGAGCUCAUCACCAUCAAUUCCAUCGUACUGGAGAAGGAGAGAAAGCUGAAGGAGUAUAUGUGCAUGAUGGGGCUGCACAGCUGGCAACACUGGGUGGCUUGGUUCAUCGUGUUCUUCAUUUCUGCCUCCAUUGUUGUUUCUUUCAUGACCAUUCUCUUCUGUAUAGAGUUUGACGAGUCAGCAGUGUUUGGAAACAGUGACCCUAGUUUGAUAUUUGUGUUUCUAAUGUGUUUUGCAAUUGCCACAAUUUUCUUUGCAUUCAUGAUCAGCACUUUCUUCCAAAAAGCUCAUGUUGCCACUGCCUCAGGAGGCAUCAUCUUCUUCUUCACCUACCUCCCUUAUCUCUAUGUCACGUUCACAUACAGCCAAAGGAGCUCCUUCCAAAAGAUUGCCUUUUGCCUCCUCUCCAACGUUGCCAUGGCACUGGGAGUCCGAUUAAUCUCCACAUUUGAAGCAAGAGGCACAGGCGUCCAGUGGAGGAACAUGGGCCAUAUAGGAGGAGAGUUUAACUUCACUCAGGUGCUGCUGAUGCUGCUGCUGGACUCUGUCUUAUACGGCUUGGUGGCCUGGUAUGUGGAAGCCAUCUUCCCAGGAGAGUAUGGUACACCCAAGCCCUGGUACUUCUUUCUCACACCCUCCUACUGGUGGAGAGAACCUACAUCCCUUAGGAAUCCUGUGGAAGAUUUAGAGGAUCCUCAGCAAGCUCUGGGAAACAAGUUCAUUCAGGAUGAGCCUACCAAUUUGAUAAAAGGAGUUGAAAUCCAGCAUCUAUACAAGGUGUUCUACAAGGGAAGGGAUGAACAUGUGGCAGUCAAAGACCUGACUGUGAACCUAUACCAGGGCCAGAUCACGGUUCUGCUAGGCCACAAUGGAGCGGGCAAGACCACCACCUGCAACAUCCUCACAGGACUUAUUACACCUUCAAGUGGACAGGUAUUUAUCAAUGGAUAUGAAAUUUCUAAAGACAUGCUUCAAAUCCGGAAGAGCAUGGGCUGGUGCCCCCAGCAUGAUAUCUUGUAUGAUAACUUGACUGUAGCGGAACAUCUUUAUUUCUAUGCUCAGCUGAAAGGCUUGCCGCGUCAGAAGUGCCCUGAGGAGGUCAAACGCAUGCUGCACGUGCUUGGGCUGGAGGAGAAGCGGGAUUCCCGGAGCAGGUUUCUGAGCGGUGGGAUGCGGCGCAAGCUCUCCAUCGGCAUCGCCCUCAUCGCGGGCUCCAAGGUGCUGAUGCUGGACGAGCCCACCUCGGGGGUGGACGCCAUCUCCAGGAGGGCCAUCUGGGACCUUCUGCAGCAGCACAAGAGCGACCGCACCAUCCUGCUGACCACCCACUUCAUGGACGAGGCUGACUUGCUGGGGGACCGCAUCGCCAUCAUGGCCAAGGGGGAGCUGCAGUGCUGCGGGUCGUCGCUGUUCCUCAAGGAGAAAUACGGUGCAGGAUAUUAUAUAACUCUGGUAAGAAAACCACAUUGUGACACAGAGAAGAUUUCUCUUCUGGUUUACCAGCACAUACCAAAUGCAGUUUUCCAGUCUAGCAUUGGAGAAGAGCUAACAUUUAUCCUUCCUAAAGAGAGCGCGCACAGCUUUGAAGCUCUGUUUACUGACUUGGAACUGAGGCAGGAAGAGCUGGGCAUUGCCAGCUUUGGGGCCUCUGUCACCACUAUGGAAGAAAUCUUCAUUCGGGUUAAUAAGUUGAUGGAUUCCAACAUAGACUUGCAGAUCAUCAAGCUUCCCUCCUUCCAUUCUCAUCCACUGGUGAGCAGAGUUCCUGUCAACAGGAUUAAACGUCUUCAUUCAAGGAUUUUCUCAAUACCAUCCGGCCUACCCAUCCAUCCUAACACCGGGUUCAGCCUUCUCUGCCAACAGUUCUAUGCCAUGUUCUUGAAAAGGGCUACCUAUUCUUGGCGCAACUGGAUCAUGAUGCUGUCAAUACAGAUCCUGGUGCCUCUGGUCAUUCUUAGUAUCAGCCUCUCAUUCCUCAACUUCGAUAUAAGCAUGGACAACAGCCCAUUGGAGCUGACCCUAAAAUCAUAUGGUCAAACUAUUGUUCCAUUCUACAUUUCUCCGAACUCCAGGCUGGGUCCGCAGUUUCUAGACCAUCUGACAGAUGUGCUUAUGGCUGAGGACCAGAAACCUCUGGAGCUGCAAAGCCCAGUGGAAGCAUUCCUCCGGAAAAAGUUAGAGGAGGAGCCUGAGGUCUUUGACCAGAACUACCUGGUGGCCAUUUCUUUUGACGACGUGGAGAACCACACCGUCGUGACAGCGCUGUUCAACAACCAGGCAUACCAUUCCACGGCCCAGGCGCUGGCAUUGGUGGAUAACGUCCUGUUCAAAUUGCUUUCUGGGCCCAGGGCGUCCAUAACGGUUCUGAACCACCCUCAGCCCGAGUCGAGCAUGGAGACCGCGGAGGACAUCCUAUAUGAGGGCCCUAAAGGACAUUAUCUUGUCAUCAACUUGCUUUUUGGAAUGGCUUUCCUUUCAAGUUCCUUUUCCAUCUUGACAGUCAAGGAGAGAGGCCUCAAGGCCAAGCAGGUCCAGUUCAUCAGCGGCGUCCACGUGGCUACGUUCUGGCUCUCGUCUCUGCUAUGGGACCUCCUGUCCUUCCUUGUCCCCAGCCUACUGCUGCUGGUGGUGUUUCUAUACUAUGAUGAGGAGGCUUUUACACACAAGGAGAAUGUCCGAGCUGUCUUCUUGAUGCUGAUGCUCUAUGCCUGGGCCAUCAUCCCCUUCAUCUACCUGACCAGCUUUUGCUUUGAGAAUGCGGGGAAUGCCUGUGUCAAACUCAUCAUCAUGCUGACCUUUCUGAGCAUUGGCCCCUUUGUUCUUGUCUCAGUCACAAGUGAAAAAGACCUUGGCUACACAGAGAUCUCAGAGUCCCUGGAUAACACGUUCCUACUGCUUCCAGGCCAUUGCCUAGGGAUGGCUUUAUCCAACCUGUACUACAACUUUGAACUGCAGAAGUUUUGCAAGGUCAGGAGCUUGGACCAGACUGAGUGCAGCAAAGUUUCAGAGGGCUAUGUGGUCCAGGAGGACAUCUAUGCCUGGGAGUCUCUCGGGUUGGGGAAGUACCUGAUAGCCCUCGCCAUCUCAGGGCUCGUGUACCUCAUCCUGCUUUUCCUCAUUGAAACCAAUGUCUUAUGGGAACUGAAAGCCAGGUUUUCUGGCCUCUACUGGAAGCAAAAAUUGGUUGUUUUGCAGAAUGCAGAGUCUGUGCCUGGAGACCAAGAUGUGGAAGAGGAAGCAAAAAUGAUCAAGAACUCUUGGGAAGAUCUGUGUAAGAAAAACCCACUGGUCCUUAAAGAACUAUCUAAGGUCUAUUCCAGGAAGGCGCCUCCACUGGCUGUGAGCAAGGUUUCCUUCACUGUUCAAGCAGAGGAGUGCUUUGGUCUUCUUGGCCUCAAUGGAGCUGGGAAAACUACCAUUUUCAAGAUAUUGACUGGGGAAGAGUCUAUCACCUCUGGGGAUGCCUUUGUCAACAGCAUCAGCGUCAGCUCUGACUUGAGGAAGGUGCGACAGUGGAUCGGCUACUGUCCCCAGGUCGAUGCCCUGCUGGACCACAUGACAGGCAAGGAGACGCUGGUCAUGUUCUCCCGGAUCCGGGGCAUCCCUGAGCGUCACAUCAGCUCCUGUGUGGACCAAAUUCUCGAUGACUUGCUCAUGUACACGUACGCCGACAAAUUGGUGAAGACCUACAGUGGCGGCAACAGGCGGAAGCUGAGUGCCGGCAUUGCCCUGCUGGGAGAGCCUGUGGUCAUCUUCCUGGACGAGCCAUCCACUGGCAUGGACCCUGUGGCCCGGCGUCUGCUCUGGGGCACUGUGGCACGGGCCCGAAAGUCCGGCAAGGCCAUCGUCAUCACCUCCCACAGCAUGGAGGAGUGUGAAGCCUUGUGCACCCGGCUGGCCAUCAUGGUGCAGGGUCAGUUCAAGUGCCUGGGCAGCCCACAGCACCUCAAGAGCAAGUUUGGCAGCGGCUACUCCCUGCGGGCCAAGAUCCGGAGUGACGGGCAGCAGGAGGCCCUGGAGGAGUUCAAGGAGUUUGUGGGCCUGACCUUCCCAGGCAGCGUCCUGGAGGAUGAGCACCAAGGGAUGGUCCAUUACCACCUGCCCGGCGAUGACCUCAGCUGGGCGAAGGUGUUUGGCAUUAUGGAGCAAGCCAAGAUGAUGUACAUGUUGGAGGACUACUCAGUCAACCAGAUCUCCCUGGAGGACAUCUUCCUGAGCUUCAGCUGCCCUGUGCCCCCUGCGCAAGGGAGUAACAGACAAGGGAGGGCCAAGCCCGCAGACCCUGCGUUUCCCUGUCCACCUCUCUCUCCCUCUUCCUCCCAGCUACCCUCUCCACCUCCCACUCCACCCCCCACUCCAUCUUCCUCCCAGCGUUUCUCCCAGCCUCUCUCCUGGUCUCCCAUUCCAAUUCCCUUCAGGCCUUCCUCCUGGUCUUCAUCCCAGCCACCCUCUCUGCCUCGCUCUCCACCUGCCUCCCAGCCUCCCUCGCCACAUCCCUCAAAGACUGCCUUGCUGUAAUAAAGAGUUCCCUGUGCCAGGCUAGCCCGGGUGCACACAGCCUGCCAUGGGCUGCAAGGUGUACAGAGGCAACCUGAAGACCCAGUAAGCUCAGCUUGGAGGUGGAGGAGUGGGCUGGCUGUCUGCCAGAUUGAGGGCACCAGCCUUAGAGGCCUGGUGGAGAAUCCAGGUCCAUUUCUGUGGAAAGGGAUCCCCUUGGAUCACACGUGAGUGGCCUGCAGGCUCACUGAGACCUGGCUAUGGGAUCAGAGGGACACCUGUCACAUCCCAUCAGGAGCAUGAAGGCCUGGGGGUGACCAUGGCUGUAACAGGGCCAUGCUCCUGAGCAGAGUGUAAGAGGGACCUGCUUCUGACUACAGUGUAAUAGGGCCGCCAUGCUCCUGACUAUAGUAUAACAGGGCUGGGCUUCUGACUACAGUGUAAUGGGGCCGUGCUCCUGACUACAGUAUAACACGGCUGUGCUCCUGGCUAGAGUAUAACAGGGCCAUGCUCCUGACCUCGGUCUAAGAGGGCCAUGCUCCUGACUACAGUAUAACAGGGCUGUGCUCCUGACCACGGUAUCACAGGGCCGGGCUUCUGACUACAGUGUAACAGGGCCGUGCUCCUGACCUCGGUCUAAGAGGGCCGUGCUCCUGACUACAGUAUAACAGGGCCGUGCUCCUGACCUCGGUCUAAGAGGGCCGUGCUCCUGACUAGAGUGUAACAGGGCCGUGCUCCUGACCUCGGUCUAAGAGGGCCGUGCUCCUGACUAGAGUGUAACAGGGCCGUGCUCCUGACUACAGUAUAACAGGGCCAUGCUCCUGACCACAGUCUAAGAGGGCCAUGCUCCUGACUACAGUAUAACAGGGCCAUGCUCCUGUCCACCGUCUAAGAGGGCCAUGCUCCUGAUUACAGUAUAACAGGGCUGUGAUUACAGUAUAACAGGGCUGUGCUCCUGACCAUGGUCUAAGAGAGCCAUGCUCCUGACUACAGUAUAAUGGCCAUGCCCCUGACCACAGUCUAAGAGGGCCAUGCCCUUGACCACAGUGUACCAGGGCCGUGCCCCUGACCACGGUGUACCAGGGCCAUAGUUCUGAAGGUAGGACAAGUUUGCAAACCUAAGUCACCAUUUCCCAAUAUUUCAAUUUGUGUGGCUCCAUCUGUUCUUUGCCCUGGCUGUAACACUAACCCUAACCUGCAUGUGGCCCUCCAUCAACCUGUGAUGUAGUCAUAAUCGUUAUCCCCAUUGCCUGGAAGAGUAAGCUGAGACCUAGAGACAUCCAGCAACUUUCCAUGGUCAGCUGAUGGCAGAGCCAGGAUUCACCUCAGGCAGAAGUUCUCAAGUGGGGUUCCUGGCUGGAAGCAUCCACCUCUUCAGAAACUUGUUAGAAAUGCGGGUUCUUGCGCUCCACCCCAGCAUCGCUGAAUCAGAAAUUUGAGGGAUGAGGUCCAGCAAUCUGUGUUCUGAUGCAACUCAGGCAUGAGCGGCGGUGAGCGAAGGCUGUGAGCUGGGACCAUCAAGCCUGAGUGUGCAUGGGUGUGGCCCUGCACCUUUAUCAUGAGGGCCCUUCUCCAAGAAGCACACAGCUUCUUUCUCCAGCGUGGUCACGCCAGCCCCUCUCACAAGCCCCGCUGGGCUCCUUUGCAGGUAGCCCUCUCUCUCCCUUUUAAGCCAAGCUCCAAGAAGGAGUGUGGUGUCUGCCGUCCCUGGCCCCACUUUCCACCCCCACGUCCGGCUGCACACCCACCGCUCUUUCCUGUGACUGCUCAGAGCGUGGGCCUCUGCCUGGAGGAGUCCAGCGACAAAGUAACAGUGCAGGGGGAGGACAAAAAGUACCAAACAGGAAACUGUAGCCAGUGGGAACACAGGUCUGUGAGGAAGGCUGAAAGCCUUCAGGCCUGGAGGAUUCGCCCCUCCUCUGGUGUGGAGCAGGCCCCAGGCUUGCUUUGCUCUACCCACUCCUCUUCUGCACACACCACCCCCACCUCCUCAUCCCCGCUUCCAGGGCCUCAUAGCCGCGAUGUGAUCAUCUGUUCACUUGUCUCCUACUCCAGACUGGCUUGGAGGCUUGGCAUCUUGGCUCCUGUGUGUGUUCAGCUGCUGAGCACAGAACCAGUACCCUGAUGGAGUUCAGAGAGCAGCGUGAGGGGUGGGGGGACACAGCACAGUUUGAGGCCUUGGGAAGAGAGUAAGAAGAGAGCCUUGACCCAGAUUCCCUGGUGUCUCUGGGAAAAACCACUGUGUCCUUGGCCAUCAAGCACUUCUCCCAGAAGUUGCAUUUCUUUCCUUGUCAGAAUGUCUCACGGAGGUGGGAUGUGAGCUGGUUCCUGAAAGACAAGGCUGGGUGGGCACUGCCUAAUACCUGGGUGAACAGAAUG